Molecule: messenger RNA, 366 nt
Organism: Blumeria graminis f. sp. triticale
Lineage: Eukaryota; Fungi; Ascomycota; Leotiomycetes; Helotiales; Erysiphaceae
Source: the annotation of a GenBank genome assembly
AUGUAUAUUUUACUCUAUCACCUUUUACAGCUUGAAACCUUUGAUAUAAAAAUAAUCACUCAGCAACCGAUAUUGACACACCCUGGGCCCAUAUAUCAACUAUCACACCCAAUUGUGGUACACAAUAUGCCCUCAAAGGAAGUGGAUAUGACGAGCCACGGUGAAUUGUAUAAUUUGGCUCAAGGAAGUGAGAUGAAUAAGCCACAGGAGGCGAAACCAGAGGAUGAUGAUCCGAAUAGAUUUUACUGGGUUCGAGAGAAAAAUAACACUUACACCCAACGAAAUCGAUUUACUAUCGAUAGUGGUGUUCUUGGUCAGUGCAAAUGGUUCGUUGACGAUGGAAAGUUUUACGCAGUUAUAAUGUAA